Molecule: messenger RNA, 3493 nt
Organism: Physcomitrium patens
Lineage: Eukaryota; Viridiplantae; Streptophyta; Bryopsida; Funariales; Funariaceae
Molecular function (GO): DNA binding; DNA-binding transcription factor activity
Source: RefSeq, a predicted model, not a curated record
UAGAAAGAUUCCACUCUCGUCCGGACUCAAGGUUAAACAUCCCCCCCUUCAGUCAUUCCGUUUCGUCCCCCGGUGAAGAAUCAAAGCCCCAGCUCUUCCUUUGCGCUUCGUGAACUCCUUCCGUGUCGGCGAUGCUCCCAUUCAGCUGGUUGAUGCCCAAUAGUAACAGCCCCAAUAUAUUCGUAGUCGAUGAUAUUCGCGACGAGUCCUGAUGUUGUGCAUCCGUCGCCCUGACAACCUCAAGCCUCCUUGGAAGUUAGUGUUCGUGUCAGAGUGUUUGCUGGGGAGUGACAGGGCCAUUCCGCAGUCGUGCCCCGUCUACAAUUGAUCUCUCUCACCGAGGUGUGCUGAGCGCUAGAAAACGACUGUCUCGCAGACAAACCAUCCCCCCUUGCGUCCCUAUUUCCAUCGACUGUAUUACGGUUGUGAUGAUUGGUUUCUGUAGAGUCCGUCUGUGGUUGUGCCGUGGACACUUUGGAUUCAGAUCAGGAAAGUGGUGUUUUUUGAGCGAUCGCGACGAAUUCGGAUUUCGUCUUGGUGUAGUUCAGAGAAGGUUAGUGCGAUGAGGUCCGAGUGAUAUUCUAGAGUGCUCAAAAAUUCAUCUUGCGAGGUUGUAGACAAAGGAGCAGAGCGUGUACCACGGGAGAGUAUAUGGACAGGAGAGGGUGGUGCAAAGGGAUUUCGCACUGGUGGCCGCGAUUGAGGUUGGUGGUGGUGAAUGAUGGUGGAGUGUCGAUUGUAGGGUCUGCGCGCUUUGGAUUAAGAACACACCUUGUAUGCAAUGACUAGCUCUUAACGAGAAGCCGAUCGUCCAUGGCCGGUAACCAUGGAGUCUGCAUCUCACAAGUUUAUGCAGAUUCUGCGUGAGUCCGAGAAAUUUUUCCUGCGGACGGGACGAGUCAUUAGAUCUUGCGAGAUUUACGUGAAUUGAUGAGCCAUGAGGAGAGACCGUACAGGAUGAGCGUGAGCUUGCAAAUGGAUUGGUCUGUGUACUGGGCAGGAGUUGGUGAAGGAUUACACAGCUGCACAAGAACCUUGUUGGUGAUUGAUCGCUUGGUUUCUUCAACCAUAGACUACCAUCGCUCCAGCUACUUUCGGAUACCCCAACGACAACACACAAGUGUAUCGUUUCUGCGUGAAUACUUGGAGAAUCGGUCAUCGUAGUUGCCAAGGGGCAGGCGCAUCAACCGGGGUGAGUACUCACUGAAAUUUCAUCUCCAGAAGCGUGCUAGUGGGAGAAAGUGGUUGGGAUUUUUAUCAGGUUAUAGAGCAGGGAUCUCAUGUGCGUGGUCGCCAGCAUGGCACCCAUCUCAAGCGCCUCUGCGUCUCAUGUGCCAGCAUCGCAAAGUUGCGUAGCAGGUGCUAGCGAGGAGUGCGUCGCACCCCUUGCGCGCUUUGUCUCACGACAGGAAGAUGGCACAAGUUUAAGUCUCAACCGGGCGCAAAGCAUAUCUGAGGUAUUUGGCGGCAGCCAGGUGAUUUCGCCAAAGGCCUCAUCAGGGCAGAGCUUCUUUGUGGCACCGCAAGGAUUCCAUGAGGACUACGACCUCCAGUACGUGGUGAACGUUGCAAUGGCGUCGCAUGAACAUGGCAGCCGGCAGCAGGUUCCGAUUCUAGCCGACUCCGCUUCGGAACUGAAGUCACCGGAGUGGUCUCAUAGGAACGAACAUAACAAUUCGCAGUUCCGAGAGCCUAACUGCGCUCCGCCAUGGCAAGGCGCACCUUCGGCCAUUGAGACGUCAAAUGUACUAGCGCCUGGUAGUCCUCCCAGUUUAGCCUUGACUCAUUCUCAAGGAGAAACGCUCAGUCUCCCCCUCCAAGCUGAAACCAACCCCCUCUGGAAUUGCCCCUACACCCAGUUUGCCAAGCCCGCAUCCGAAUCAGCUUUACGCAAACCCUCUCCAAUGAUGCCAGUUGCAGUAUCAGACUUUGUCAGUUCACAAGAAGCCACUGCCAAAGUUCCCGCGGCGACUACAAACACGCGCCUUGAUUCAUUUCAGGUGUUACUAGCUGAAGCUUCUAGCUCCCAGCAACCCGACGGCAGUAACUUGUCACAGCCAGUCAAGAGUCCAAUUCUAAAGUCUGAAUGGGAAACCUCCGGCUGGCCUCAUCUCAUCCAUCGGAGGGAGAUGGCUAAUCCUCCUGACAUGCUCCAGGAGCCCAGUAUCGCUCCUCAGACGGUGGCCUCCUCCCCUCUGCUAUCUACCCAACACCCGCAGGCCGAACAGUCACAGCGAUCAACUGUAGCAACAUCAGGAGGGAGUCCAGGGCCCUCUAUCGAAGCUACACCAAUGUUCUCAGCUGCUGAGGUUGCCAAGGCUCGCUUACGGUGGACUCCUGCACUACACGAAAAGUUUGUCGCGGCUGUUGCCAAGCUCGGUGGUCCUGAUCGAGCAACGCCUAAGUCAGUGCUGCGUUUGAUGGGAUGCAACGACAUUACGAUCUAUCAUGUCAAGAGUCAUCUGCAGAAGUACCGGCUUAUCCCUGAGACGUCCACUGCAGAAUCCAAGUGUGAGCGGAAGCGCCACAAUCACUGCCAAGGAGGUUUCGACGUAACCUCCACUACGAAGAUGUCCCAAGCACUGCAGAUGCAAAUGGAGGUACAAAAGCGUCUGCACGAACAGCUCGAGACCCAGCGGCAGCUUCAGCUGCGGAUUGAAGAGCAGGGUGCCAACCUCCAGAGAAUGAUCAUCGAGCAAGUCAUCGCAGGGCACGCUCUGGGGAUCCCUUCGGACCAAAUUACCAACGGUGAACUCCUCUCAAACGCCGUGAGUCAGGCGCUCCACCCCUCCGACUCCUCGAACCUUUUCCCGGGCAUCACUCCCUCCAAACUCUCCCAACAACCCACCUCGUGGACGCACACUGCGAGCACCAGCACAGGUCCCCCACCCAAACGCACUCGCGUCGAAGUGCCAGCACUAGUUCUCAUACCCAAAAUCGCACCAAAAGUCAAGUACACCAUGCCUGCAGAAACAUCGUGUUCGCAUGGAUCAGCUCCAUUCGCAAACAUCGACCCAUUGUCGCAGAUGGGCAACACAGCGAUCCAAGCAGCGGCAGCACCCAGAGGUGACGCUGACGCCAUGCCAGCCUCGCGGCACGUCAACCGGCCGCAAGGCUGCGUCCCGAUGCAGCACGACGGCGCGGCCGCGGCGCCCAUGCAAACUUCGGCGUGAGUACAGACGAGUCAUCGCCAAAUCCCACAGACUGGUUCCAAUAGAGCCUCCCUCAUCUGGACCUGUGUCCGUGCUGAGCUGGGCUGUGCUGGGCUGAGCUGGCGAGGCUCUGUGUGUGUGAUUUUGCGUCUAGACUUGGGAAGUGGGUGUGGGUGUGUGUGGGGUGAGUGUAUCUGAGUGCGUCUGUUCUGUCUAGUGAGGGUGGAGCUAGAGCACCGAGGCCACUGUCUCCUGUCCGGUGCUUUGCGUCUACAAAACCAGAAGAUAUUGUUGUUUUAAAUUUAUUUCCAAACUACUGCACAUUUGAGCUUCGUCUUUGA